Messenger RNA from Suillus plorans, 728 nucleotides. RefSeq lists its product as uncharacterized. The transcript is spliced from 3 exons. The record is from RefSeq and is a predicted model, not a curated record. Bases 28 to 519 code for a protein of 163 amino acids. Lineage: Eukaryota; Fungi; Basidiomycota; Agaricomycetes; Boletales; Suillaceae.
GAUGGAUGGUCCUGACCACAUACAACCAUGUCCCAGCAAGACUUAGACCUAAAUUGGUCGAUAUUGUGGGAUGCUACCACCUGUCUCACUUGUUAUUUUGCGACAGAGCUCAACAAUUGGUCGAUCAGACAUCCAUAUAUCGCAGCUGUAACUCUAAUAUACAUCUCUGGCACUCCUGAACUCCUCCUAACACCACUGCGGAUUGCGCGUUAUAUGUGCUUCCUCCCAUUUCGGUUAAUCCUUUGGCCGUUCAAACUCUUGACCAGAUGCAUCCUGUACAUCGUCGGUUUCAGAAGACAGGGUGUAGCAAAAGGUUCAUACGCAUCCCAAUACCAAUCCCGUCGUUAUGGUGGCUAUGUACCACCGCAAUCUACCUUUUCAAAAUUCCAGGCACAUGGGGCUACCGAUGAUUACGAAGACGAAGAUGAGCCAGAAUCAACGUUUGCGGCUCCUGUGUCUUUCAUGACGGGUAUUGGAGCCUGGUUUGUCUUAGGCAGGGCGUGGGGAUGGUGGUAUUGAUGCGACGAGCAGUAGUGUGGAUGUUCGAGAGGGAGUUGAGUCAGUACCAGCAACAUGGAAUACACUUGCGAUGCUCUAGAUAUUCAUUAAUACAACUUAUAAGUGUGACGUAUAUUCGUCUACUCAGUAGAACGAUGUGUUCCCGUCAAUUCGCUGUCAGCUUGAGCAGCCCCCGUCGAGUAUUGCCUGGUAUUGGUCGAAAACGAUAC